Messenger RNA from Recurvomyces mirabilis, 2265 nucleotides. RefSeq names its product ESCRT-0 subunit protein hse1 (gene HSE1). Lineage: Eukaryota; Fungi; Ascomycota; Dothideomycetes; Mycosphaerellales; Teratosphaeriaceae. The transcript is spliced from 3 exons. Gene Ontology annotation, cellular component: ESCRT-0 complex. Gene Ontology annotation, molecular function: phosphatidylinositol binding; ubiquitin binding. Bases 1 to 2265 code for a protein of 754 amino acids. Gene Ontology annotation, biological process: protein transport to vacuole involved in ubiquitin-dependent protein catabolic process via the multivesicular body sorting pathway. The record is from RefSeq and is a predicted model, not a curated record.
AUGUUUCGAGCUGCCUCAAACCCCAUGGACGAUGCUAUCGUCAAGGCGACAGAUGAGAACCUCACGAGCGAGAACUGGGAGUACAUACUUGACGUCUGCGACCGAGUGUCGACCACCCCGGCCGGACCACAACAUGCCAUCUCCGCCCUCAUCAAGCGCCUGGCACAUCGAAACGCCAAUGUGCAGCUGUAUACCCUCGAGCUCGCGAAUGCCCUGUCGCAGAACUGUGGCGCCCCGCUGCAUCGCGAGUUGGCGUCCAAAGCAUUCACAGACAGUCUGCUAAGGCUGGCAGGCGACAGGAAUACGCAUGGCCAGGUCAAGCAGAAAGUGGUGGAGCGCAUGGAGAAUUGGACGGAGGAGUUCAGGAACAGUCCCGAUCUUGGCAUUAUGGAGCAGGCGUAUGGACGGUUGAGGACACAGCAGCCGGGACUACAGGCACCGAGCAAGCCAGUCAAGCAGCAGAUUAGUCACGAGGACAGACGGAAAGAGGAAGAGGAGUUGCAGAUGGCCUUGGCGUUGAGUGUACAGGACAAGGCAGCAGCGGCGUCUAGUCCACCGCCGGCGAAGAAUGGCGACAACCAGCAGACUCCACAAGCACAACCUGCAGCGCCGCAGGGCACCACAGCCGCGACGGUGAGCAGGGUACGAGCACUCUAUGACUUUGCACCGUCCGAGGCCGGCGAGCUAGCCUUCGCCAAGGGUGAUAUCAUCGCGGUGCUGGAGUCGGUAUAUAAAGAUUGGUGGAAGGGUAGCUUGAAAGGACAGACCGGCAUCUUCCCACUCAACUAUGUUGAAAAGCUACCAGAUCCGACGAAAGAGGAAUUAGAGCGUGAUGCGCAGAUGGAGGCGGAGGUGUUUGGCGAGAUCAAGAAUGUCGAGAAGCUGUUGGCGUUGCUCAGUGUGGGUGAGGGUCGCAGUAGGAGAGGCGUGCGGGAAGAGGAGGAGAUUAGUGAUUUGUAUCAGCGGACAUUGAGUAUCAGGCCGAAGCUCAUUGAGCUGAUUGGGAAGUACUCGCAGAAGAAGGAUGAAUUCACACAGCUAAAUGAGAAGUUCAUCAAGGCACGCCGUGACUACGAGCAUCUGCUUGAGGACUCGAUGAAAGCACCGCAACAAUAUCAGCAGUAUCCCGUCAGGUCGCGACAGCCAAUGUACCCGCCCCAGCAACAACCACCCUAUGGCGGGCCACAACAAGGUCUACCGCAAGGUUAUCCUCCUCAGAACGCACCCGCUCAAGGCUAUCCGCCGCAAGCACCCUUUGCCGCGCAGAGCCAGCAGCAUCUGCCACCACAGCAAGACCCACAACGCUUCUACUCACCCGCACCACCAAACGAAGCACCGGCCCAACAUCAACCCGGAUAUGGAAAUCCCUACCCACCACAGGACGGCCCACCCACAGCACAACCAAUCAGCGCAGGCCCAGCCCCCUUCCACUUCAUCCCAGGCGGCCUCCAAGCCCCACCACCGCAACAACAGCAGCAGCAGCAGCAACAACAACAACUCUCCCCCCAAGACCACACCAUCCGCCGCAAACCUAGCCCGCAAGGCCUCCAACCACCCCACCACCUCAGCCCCACCAACGAACCCUACAGCGCCCAACAACAAAUGCCCUUCCAAGGCCAGAUCCGUCCGGAGAGCAUCCACACCCUCAACAGCGGGAACCCGCAAGAACUCGCCACGAGUGGUUAUGAGAGUCCGGUGGAUAAUCGGCAUAGUUAUCCGCCGGCUCAUCAGAUGCAGGGGGUAAUGCUGCCACCGCCGCAACAACAACAGGUACAGCCUUAUCCUCAUGACCCUUACGGUGGGCAGCAACAAGCACCACCCCCACCACACCAACAAGCACCCCCACCACCACUCCAACUCCAACAGCAACCCCUCCACAACCACAACGACCGCGACAACCUCCCCUCCCGCCAACGAACCCAAAGCUUCGAAUCCCCCACCUCCCUCUACUCCCAACACCAACAUCAGCACCCGUCACAGCAGGGUGACAACCCGCCAUACUCUGCCGGAGGCGCCGUCCAGUCCGGGAUGCCACCACAGCAGCCUUCGGGUCCACCGCCGGGGGUGCCGAGUAGUCCGCAAUUUGCCGGUCCGCCACCAGUAGUCGUGCAGCAGCAGCAGUCGGGGGGGUAUCAGGCGUAUCAGCCUUUUGGGGCCGGUGGGCCACCACAGCUGCAGGGGCAGCAGCAGCAGCAGCAGCAAUAUCCGGUUGGUGGUGGGGGCGGCGGUGGUGGGGUGGGAGAUCCGGGGGAUUUCUAUAGGUAG